UAUUUUGUUAGCACAUUUCCCAUUGUCUGUCUGUUCAUCUCAUCCUUUCUCAUACAGUCGCAGAAGUAGAAGUGUUGUAGUGAGAAAAACUGACCAAGGAUACCAAUGGAGGCCACCGCCAAGCCCACCGAAAUCAGCAGCACGAAGAUGUUCGAUGGAUACAACAAGCGAUUCAACCAUUUCAGCACCGUUCUCGGCUGCUCCAUGAACUUCCACAUCUACUUCCCUCCCGCUCCUUCCCCUUCCCACAAAUUCCCCGUACUUUAUUGGUUGUCUGGACUCACUUGCACAGAUGAGAAUUUUAUAACUAAAUCAGGUGCACAACGUGCUGCUUCCAGGGAGGGUAUUGCACUCAUUGUUCCGGAUACUUCCCCAAGAGGGUUGAAUGUUGAAGGAGAGUCAGACAGCUGGGAUUUUGGUGUAGGUGCUGGAUUUUAUCUCAAUGCAACACAAGAUAAGUGGAAGAACUGGCAGAUGUAUGACUACGUUGUGAAGGAACUGCCGGCACUUAUUCAGGCAAACUUUCCACAGCUUGACAUUUCUCAGGCUUCGUUAUCUGGGCAUUCAAUGGGCGGACACGGAGCACUGACAAUUUACCUCAAAAACUUAGACAAAUACAAGUCGGUAUCUGCCUUUGCACCUAUCCUCAAUCCUAUAAAUUGCCCAUGGGGCCAGAAAGCUUUCUCAAACUACUUGGGUGAGGAUAAAGCCUCGUGGGAGGAAUAUGAUGCCACUGUUCUUGCAUCAAAAUGCAACAAGGUUUCUGGAACUAUCCUAAUCGAUCAGGGAACCGAAGACAAGUUCUUGAAAGAACAGCUCCUACCACACAAAUUUGCGGAUGCUUGUAAGGAUGCCACUGUUCCUUUACUGCUUAGAAUGCAGCCGGGAUACGACCACUCCUACUAUUUUAUCGCAACCUUCAUAGACGAUCAUAUUCUCCAUCAUGCGAAAGCGCUGAACCUCAAAACCUCGCUCUAGGUAAGAUUCGGGUACGUUUCAUAAUCCUAUGAUGUCCUAGAAUUUGUGUCCCCUAUGUUUUGAUACUUUCAUGUACUGAAUUUCUAGUUGCAUCGGGUUUGGUUGGUGUUGGUAUAUGCUGAGUCGAAAUCUGCUUUUCGAUGGUCACUUUUAUUGUGAGAAUAAUUGAGGUCCUUAUGUUGUUUGAAUAAGUUUCAA
Andrographis paniculata is the source of this 1176-nucleotide messenger RNA. RefSeq names its product S-formylglutathione hydrolase. The record is from RefSeq and is a predicted model, not a curated record. Gene Ontology annotation, cellular component: cytosol. The coding region runs from base 106 to 978 and encodes 290 amino acids. Gene Ontology annotation, biological process: formaldehyde catabolic process. Gene Ontology annotation, molecular function: S-formylglutathione hydrolase activity. The transcript is spliced from 7 exons. Lineage: Eukaryota; Viridiplantae; Streptophyta; Magnoliopsida; Lamiales; Acanthaceae.